AUGGCGGUCACGCUGGGCAUCUACUACAUCACGCCCUGGCUGCGCUGGGAUCGCGGACCGCAUGCGCCCGACCAGGCUGUCCUGAUCGACAUGGCCAACCGGCGCUUCUACUUCUUCUUCGUCGAGAUCUGGCCGCAGGAGUUCAUCUACAUCGCCGGCCUUCUGGUGAUGGCGGGCGUUGGCCUGUUCCUGAUCACCUCGGUGGUCGGCCGCGCCUGGUGCGGCUACACCUGCCCGCAAACCGUCUGGACCGACCUGUUUCUGGUCAUCGAGCGCUUUUUCGAGGGCGACCGCAACGCCCGCAUCCGGCUCGACAAGGAACCCUGGACCGGUUCGAAAAUCGCCAAGAAGCUGGCCAAGCACGCGACAUGGCUGGUCAUCGCGGUGGCCACCGGCGGCGCCUGGAUCUUCUAUUUCGCGGACGCACCCACCCUGGCCUACAAUUUCGCCACCGGACAGGCGCCGUUCAUCGCCUACGCCACGGUCGCCGUCCUGACGGCCACCACCUAUGUUUUUGGUGGCAUCAUGCGCGAACAGGUCUGCAUCUACAUGUGCCCCUGGCCGCGCAUCCAGGCGGCCAUGCUCGACGAGAACUCGCUGGUCGUCACCUACAAUGACUGGCGCGGCGAGCCGCGCAUGCGCGGCCAGAAGAAGGCAAAGGCGCAAGGGCUGUUGCCCGGCGAUUGCGUCGACUGCAACGCCUGCGUCGCCGUCUGCCCCACAGGCAUCGACAUUCGCGACGGCCAGCAGCUCGAAUGCAUCACCUGCGCGCUGUGCAUCGACGCCUGCGACGCGGUGAUGGACAAGGUCGGCCAUGAGCGCGGCCUGAUCUCCUACGCCACGCUCGCCGACUACAAUCAUAACAUGCGGGUCGCCAUGGGCGGCGAGAACUCCGGCGCCAUCGAUCCGUCCAACGUCCGCGACCAGAACGGCAAUUUCGUCGAUGCGAUCCGCGGCUUCAAAUGGCGCGAGAUGCUGCGCCUGCGCACGAUCAUCUACACCGCCGCGUGGGCUGCGAUUGGCAUCGCGCUUCUCAUCGCGCUCGGCACCCGCGACCGGCUCGAAGUCAACGUCCUGCACGACCGCAACCCGGUCUUCACCACCCUGUCGGACGGUUCGAUCCGCAACGGUUACACGGUCAAGAUCCUCAACAUGGUCGCCGAACCGCGCACCAUCACGCUGACGCUCGACGGCCUGCCCGGCGCUGUCAUGGCCAUCAACGGCAUUGACGCCGAACCCGGCACGAGCUUCGACAUCCCGGUCGAGCCCGACAAGCUGCGUCCGCUGCGCGUGUUCGUUUCCCAGCCGCGCGACAUGGUCGCACCCGGUUCGACACCCUUCUCCUUCAUCGUCGAGGAAGGCGAAGCCGGCGAGACCGACAUCUACAACGCCAAUUUCGAAGCGCCGGAGUGA
Molecule: messenger RNA, 1413 nt
Organism: Effrenium voratum
Lineage: Eukaryota; Dinophyceae; Suessiales; Symbiodiniaceae
Source: the annotation of a GenBank genome assembly